Striga asiatica is the source of this 3362-nucleotide messenger RNA. Lineage: Eukaryota; Viridiplantae; Streptophyta; Magnoliopsida; Lamiales; Orobanchaceae. The record is from the annotation of a GenBank genome assembly.
CAACGAGCAACACAGCAGCACAACAUUAUAUGGCUUAAAAUAAGGGAUUUGAUUGAAAGUACUAGCUGCCUCCUUAUUUUAUUUUUGCUUUUUUUUAGGGCAAUAUUUUAAAAUUUUUCACCCGUUUCUUCUUUUUCGUGUGGUCAAAACCCACUCACAGUCUAAAAGUUGUUACUUUUUUUUUUGGACUGUUGUAAUUAUUCUCCUCCGCCGCUCCUCCGCCCCUCUGCACCACCCCACCGCCAUCUCCGACCACAUCAUAAUGCCCCACUUCCACAUCCUCAUCGUUUUCUCAUUCCUUCUUCUCUCCGUCACCGCCGCCAGCCGCCUCCAGCGGCAGCUACUCCACCAGCCUUUACUGUCCUUCGAGCAAAACCCCUCUCCGGGCGCCACCGCCAUUUCUCAGCCGCCGUCCUCCUCCCCUUCUUCUCAACCACAACCCCAGCAGCCCAACUACCCUUUCACCACGCUUCCCCCACCUGUCGCUCCCACCACCAUCCCCGAGAGCCCUUUCUUCCCGGACAUCUCUUCUCCGCCGCUUCCGCCGCCUCCGCCGAUCUCCGCCACCGCGUUUGCAACCUUUCCGGCGAACAUCUCUUCCCUCGUCCUCCCUUCCUCCCCCCGCCCCUCCCACAAGCCCACCAAGCUCAUUUCCCUCAUUGUUGCCGUCUCCUUCUUUUCCGUCCUCGUUUUCACCUCCGUAGUCCUCCUCCUCCUCCGCCACCGCCGCCACCACUACCACGAGGACAAGUCCCUCAAAAGCGACAGCCUCCGCCUUUUCCCUCCCAACACCACCCCUAGCGACACUAGUGUCACCACCACCGGCGCCCCCGUCACCACCGACGCCAGCAAGAAGCCGCCGCCGCAGCUGUUCCCCCGCCACGCCCCUUCCUCCACCUCGUCGGAGUUCCUCUACCUCGGGACCCUCGUCAGCUCGCGGGACCCGGAGAACUACGCGGCCCCAAGCGCCGGACAAAAUGACGGAAAAGCCCCUCCCCCGCCGCCUAGCAACUACCAGAGGCUCGGCUCGCCGGAGCUCCAGCCGCUUCCGCCGUUGCCGCGCCAGCACUCUGGGCAAAUUUACCACAAUACCCCCCACGCCGAGGGAGAAGAAGAAAACAGCAACGCGGAUGAUGGAGAUGAACUGUUCUUCUCACCCAAAGGGUCCACCGCAAACAAUACUAGUCCUUUCCGCACCAGAUCCUCCACACCUCAGAACAACACCGGCAGCCGCUUCCACAAAACCGGAAACCUAAACCCAUUCGCCUGCAACUCUCCGGUGUACUCCAUCUCCCCGGAUAAUAGCCCGUCGGUCGCCCUCAAUUCCGAAAGCCCGCAAAGCAUGCUAACAAAAUCUCCAGACAGCUCGGUGAUUUUCCCGGCCCCAUUGCCGCGCUUCAUUCCUCCUCCGCCAGCAAGGCAGCCGAGAGCAUUCCCGACAUUUUCACCCUCCUCAACAGACGACUGCGCAACUCGGGACUGCUCUCCCCGGGCCUCGGACUUCUCCAGCAUUGGGAAAGUGACCCCUUCGCCGCCUCCGCCUCCCCCUCCGCCGCCACCUGUGGCGGCACCGCCUACCGGCCCGCCGGAGCUGGUGGCGCCUUCAAGAAAAGUUGUUUUGAAAAACUUGAGCGGGGAGCAGGGUAGUUUGGGAAAUUUGGAAAGUAAAUCUGAGGAAAUGAUGAAACCUAAGCUGAAGCCUUUGCAUUGGGAUAAAGUGAGAGCAAGUUCAGAUAAAUCAAUGGUUUGGGAUCAGCUUAAAUCUAGUUCUUUUCAGUUGAAUGAGGAAAUGAUUGAGACUCUAUUCACGGCCAAUGCUUCUACUAUGAAUGCAAAAGAUGGCCUGAGGCGCCAGAUGAUGCCAGAAAUGAAUCAAGAAAAUCUUGUUCUUGAUCCAAAAAAGUCCCAGAACAUUGCUAUACUGCUAAGGGCUCUUAAUGUCACUGUUCAUGAAGUUUGUGAGGCAAUCUUAGAAGGAAAUGCUGACACACUGAGCUCCGAGCUUCUCGAGAGCUUAUUGAAAAUGGCCCCCACAAUAGAGGAGGAACGAAAGCUGAUGGAGUUAAAUAAUGAUUCACCACUCAAGCUGGGAACUGCCGAGGCAUUUCUAAAGGCGGUGCUCAGUAUACCAUUUGCAUUCAAGAGAGUAGAUGCCAUGCUUUAUGUGGCCAAUUUCGAGUCAGAGGUCAAACAUCUUAAGAGAUCAUUUGACACGCUAGAGUUGGCUUGCAAAGAACUGAAGAGCAGUCGGAUGUUCAUGAAGCUUCUAGAAGCUGUCCUCAAAACCGGUAACCGUAUGAACAAUGGCACUAACCGAGGGGACGCACAAGCCUUCAAGCUCGACACUCUCCUCAAACUCGCUGAUGUCAAGGGCGCGGACGGUAAAACCACUCUUCUCCAUUUCGUCGUCCAAGAGAUCAUCCAUGCUGAAGGGGCCCGCUCAUCCAAACCCGCCCUUCAAAACGAGAAAAGUCAAAGUCAACAGCAGUCAACUCUCAGGGACGAGGUCGAGCUCAAGAAGAUAGGCCUCCAGGUCGUGUCCGGUUUGAGUGGCGAGCUGUCAAACGUGAAAAAGGCAGCUGGCAUCGACUCGGAUUCGCUCGUAAAAGACGUCCAGAAGUUAGUCUCCGGAAUUCACAAGGUUAGAGAAGCUCUUGAGAUGGGUGGCGGGAAAUUCUCGGAGAAUAUGACUGAGUUUCUGAAGAAGGCUGAGGUGGAAAUCGAGAAUGUUCGGAUGAAGGAAGGCGUGGCUUUUUCGAUGGUCAAAGGUUUGACCGAGUAUUUCCAUGGGGACUCGGGUAGUUUGGAGGCUCGGCCACUGAGACUAUUUAUGGUUGUGAGGGAUUUUCUGGUUAUUCUCGAUCGUGUGUGUAAGGAUGCAGGAAGGAUUAAUGAGCGGGCCAGGGUGAAUUCGGGCCAGCAGGUUCUUCAGGGGCAGGCUAAUGUGGGCCCGGGCCCAAAUGCUCCGGUUUUUCCUGGGUUUAGCGAGGGGAGGCAAUCGAGCUCGUCGGACGAUGAGAGCUCUUGUUCGUUUUAGCUGAAGUGGGGUGUAUUGAGAAGUGAUUGUCAAACUAUGUGGUGUAAAAAUAUUUAUGAUGGUAUUAGUUUUUGUACCAAACGAGGUUAAAGUAGAGGAUUUUGUGAUGGGGGAUAUUAUUAUGUAUGUAAUGUAGUAGUUUGAUGUGACUUGAUUUGUUUAUAAGGAAACAGUAUAUUAGUGUUCCACCAGUCAAAACUAGCUUGCAAAUCCUUCAAUUGGCAUUUGAAACUUAAAACUUAAAAGUCAUCACUCUACUGGUUUGAGUAUUGAAAAUUCUGUGAGCCUGCUUGACUAUUAUUUAGUCAAAUCCAUUGAGAUACGC